Nezara viridula (southern green stink bug) is the source of this 1250-nucleotide messenger RNA. Lineage: Eukaryota; Metazoa; Arthropoda; Insecta; Hemiptera; Pentatomidae. The record is from the annotation of a GenBank genome assembly.
GAGCAUUUGAAAAAUAAGGAUAGUUCAUUUGAUUGGGUUUAAAAGCGUGAAAACCAAAAGCCAUCAACGGCUGAUCUCAGUCAGGGUUUCUCCUCCGUAACUGCCGCAGCACUCGAAUCAGUCUCUGGAACCCCAAAAGAAUUUCAUCUUGAGCGAUGGUUGAAGAAAUGUCUAUCAAGAGAACCAAGGAGGCAGUGGAAGAGGACGUGCAACGGCUGAGGGACUGGCUCGACAAGCAGCCCCACCUUCCUCAAGAUGUUGAACACUCUCUUCUGCUGGCAUUCGUCUGUGGCACGAAAACUCUAGAAUCAGCCAAACGCAAACUGGAUAAUUAUUACUCAAAUCGUAAUAGGAUGGUGAAACUCUACGAUGAGGUAGCUAGAGAUGUGAACGCACAAUUCAGGGAGAAAUCUAGAGCUUUGAAUCAUUUCUUCUUGACAAAUACCACCCCUGAGGGUCACAUAGUGUAUUUUGUAUCAUUCAACGAUUGCUUUAGCAAAGUGUUUGACCACCCACACGAAGCGACGCGAAUGUUGAUGAUGCUGGAACUUCGCAUGAAGCAGUGGUCUGAUACGAGUGAAUUUGGGGGUUACUUCGUCUUUGACUGUGAUGGAGUACCUGCUUCGGCGAUCACAAUGGUAAAUUCCUCCAUCGUCGCCGCUAUUUUGGGUUCUUUUCAGGAUGGAUACCCAAUGAAGUUGCAUGGGUGCUUUUGUAUCAACGCUUCUUCCACGAUUGAAUUUAUAGUUAACAACUUGGUUAAGCCCGUGCUGAAAGCUAAGUUAUAUAACAGGACAAAAGUUUUCAAGGAAGGAGCGUCAAACCUAAAAGAGUACCUGCCAUUAGAAAUGUUGCCUUCCGAUUACGGAGGAAAUGACAAAUCUUCCGCUGAACUAAAUGAUUACUGGUUGGACCAACUGGAAGAAAAUCGAGAAUGGUUCCUGAAAUCCACAAGGCAGUCCUCAGACGAGAAGAAGCGACCUCCAGACUCCCAGAACACUUACGGAAUUGACGGCACCUUCAGGAAACUGGCAGUCGACUGAGCCAAAGAAUUACUUUUAUUAUUUUAUGCACAAGUAUAGUCACAGAAAGAUGACAGUAUCGCACAAAGUAUCUCUAUGUAAUAAUGCAUAUUUCUAUUGUGAUGUAUUUCUCAUGACUUAGCUAUACAGUUAUAGAAAAUAAUUUUAUCGAAUGAUUAUUGAUUUAUUGUAAAAUAAAAAAUAUGAAGUGUUGCAAAAUAGUCAUAA